ACAACCAUUAGUCGUUGACCAACACCGCCAACAAUCAUAUUUUUUGUACGGGCGUAAUUAGAAAGCAGUAAUUAAGUUAAUUUCCACGUCCUAACCACAACAAAGCUACGUACACUCGCACUGCGAAGAGAGCCGCCCUGCAUUUUCCCACCGGAAAAGUCGCCGCGCGAAUUGCGAAUCUCGGGCGCAGCCAAAAAAAAGUCUUAAAACUACGUCGCCAUUUUUGACACGGCUCCGAAAUCGAAAACACAAAACCCACACACACCCAAAAGAGCUGAGAAGAGAAGAAGGAAAAAUUAUACGAUUUGCGAACUUUUGCGGUUACGUCUAUAGAUCGAGGAAUACUAUAUUCGACGGCACGCAUGGGGAUUACUCGUGAUUAGUGUUAUUAGCAAAGAAUCGAAGAGAGCGAGUGGAAGAGUCACUUGCGUUUAAGGAGAGGAGGCGACGACGUGUACAGCAUUACCCUUAACCCUUACCCUAACCCCAAAUAACCACUAUCGUCGGGCAGAUUAGUGACGAACGCGAACGCGAACGACGAACCACUGUGAUCCUACCGCUAAAAAAUGGCCAAGACCUACGACUAUCUGUUCAAACUGCUCCUGAUCGGCGAUUCGGGAGUGGGCAAGACCUGCAUCCUGUUCCGGUUCUCCGAGGAUGCCUUCAACACUACGUUUAUAUCCACAAUAGGUAUCGAUUUUAAAAUUAGAACAAUUGAAUUAGAUAACAAGAAAAUUAAGCUGCAAAUAUGGGACACUGCCGGCCAGGAGCGUUUCCGCACAAUCACCACGGCCUAUUACAGAGGUGCCAUGGGCAUCAUGCUGGUAUAUGACAUUACCCAGGAGAAGUCCUUCGAGAACAUCAAAAACUGGAUCAGGAACAUCGAGGAAAACGCCUCCGCCGAUGUCGAGAAAAUGCUGCUGGGCAACAAGUGCGAACUGACCGAUAAGCGACAGGUUUCUAAGGAACGCGGUGAACAAUUGGCUAUCGAGUACGGCAUCAAGUUCAUGGAGACCUCCGCAAAAGCCAGCAUCAACGUGGAAGAAGCCUUCCUCACCCUAGCCAGUGAUAUCAAAGCGAAAACGGAAAAGCGAAUGGAGGCGAACAACCCACCCAAGGGCGGCCAUCAGCUGAAACCGAUGGACAGUCGGACGAAGGACAGUUGGUUGUCCAGGUGCAGUCUGCUUUGACGUGGCAACGUGUGUUCGGCACUGAUGCGGCAUGGUGGCAACGACUACGCGGUAGUAUUUUAUGGUGGUAACUACGAUGUAGUAGUUUUCUUAACUUCUGUUAGGUUCGAAUUCAACCGGGACCCCAAACAAGCGAACAUUAACUGACAUCUAAAUCAACCUUAAGCAUCAACAGCCGGCUCUCCCUAACCGAAUAAGCGCGAUAAUGGAAUAGAACACAAAUUGCAUUAUGAAACAGUUAUUAAAUAAAGUAUAUGACGACAGCGUGUAAGAAAUAUACCUAGGCAUGAUAAUAUACAUUUAUAUACGUAUAUAACUCAAGUUAAAAACAGAAAAAGAAUUAACGAUCCAGCGAUAACGUAAAGCGAAGAGCAGCCAAUCCAACCCGCCCGCGUCCUUCUCGAAGAGGUUUUUAGUAUUUACGGAAUUAUGAUUUUCUCUAGCAGCCAUGGUUGUUGUCGAUUUGUAAAUUAUUACUUGUAAAACAAAUAUAUAUGUACUAUGUAUGCAUAUGAUUAGUUAA
Molecule: messenger RNA, 1713 nt
Organism: Drosophila subpulchrella
Lineage: Eukaryota; Metazoa; Arthropoda; Insecta; Diptera; Drosophilidae
Gene: Rab8
Product: ras-related protein Rab-8A
Exons: 5
Coding region: 567-1190 (207 amino acids)
Biological process (GO): regulation of exocytosis; Golgi vesicle fusion to target membrane; protein localization to plasma membrane
Cellular component (GO): trans-Golgi network transport vesicle; synaptic vesicle; endosome
Molecular function (GO): GTP binding; GTPase activity
Source: RefSeq, a predicted model, not a curated record